Molecule: messenger RNA, 822 nt
Organism: Cottoperca gobio
Lineage: Eukaryota; Metazoa; Chordata; Actinopteri; Perciformes; Bovichtidae
Product: G-protein coupled receptor 4-like
Exons: 1
Coding region: 1-822 (273 amino acids)
Biological process (GO): G protein-coupled receptor signaling pathway
Cellular component (GO): membrane
Molecular function (GO): G protein-coupled receptor activity
Source: RefSeq, a predicted model, not a curated record
AUGAGGAAUGGGAACAACACGGCAGUUUACUUCAUCAACCUGUCCAUCUCUGAACUGCUCUACACAAUCUCUAUGCCUGUGUGGAAUAAGCUGAGCCUCUGGCAGGGGCCUCUGGGUGGUAUAUGCAGUUUUACAGCUGUGAUCACGCACAGCAGCUUUGAUGUAUGCUCUGGCCUCCUUUGCUGCAUCUCCGUUGAUCGUUUCCUAGCAGUGGUCUAUCCUCUCUACUUUCACUGGGUCCGAGAGGUGCGGACAGUAGUAGUUGUGAGUGUUGCUGUUUGGACAUUGGAAAUUUUCAUCCACAUCAUCUUGCUUGACCACACGGGGGCACUGCAAGCUUUCUUCUCAAAAGACUUGUGUGAGGUGCAAAUUCCCAUGACACAGGAAGAUGCCAACCUUGCCCUAACACGAGUCACCCUGGGUUUCUUGGUCCCUAUCUUCAUCAUGACCUUUUGUUUUCAGCAGAUCAUGCAAUCGCUCCGAGAAAACCCCUCCAUCCUGACAAUGGAGCGCAGGAAAGUGGGACUGCUGUUGUUUUUCCUUCUACUGACCUACAUAGUGGCCCUUAUACCCUACCAGACUGUCAUGCUGCUCAGGGCCAUACUGGAGCCAGGGGACUGCUUCUGGGCAACGAGGCUCAGAGAUCCGUACCUGGUCACAGUUACCAUGACCACACUAAGGAGUAUACUGGAUCCUAUAAUAUAUUGUUUUAUCAGUAAUCGCGCUCGGAAAGAGAUUAGAAAAGCUGUAGAGAAAUGUCGGAGAGUAUUUCUGAGGAGGAAAUGGUCAGAGAGUUCUAAUCAAAUCCAGUCAGUUUCCUAA